Molecule: messenger RNA, 1968 nt
Organism: Cherax quadricarinatus
Lineage: Eukaryota; Metazoa; Arthropoda; Malacostraca; Decapoda; Parastacidae
Product: homeobox protein ceh-30-like
Biological process (GO): regulation of DNA-templated transcription
Molecular function (GO): DNA-binding transcription factor activity, RNA polymerase II-specific; DNA binding
Source: RefSeq, a predicted model, not a curated record
AUUUGGGUGUGUAAACACGUCUGUGUGUGUGGUGACACACCUCGACACACCUCCAGCAGCAGCACACACGCCAGCACCACCUCCUCUCCACUGCUAUACUGCUCACUGGACAUCCUUACACAUCUCAACAGACUUCACUGAUUAAUGUUAUGGUUAUUGUUGUUACUGAAGAUAUAUUAAACUGAAGGAAAGGCAGACUGAAGCCUCUCGGUGACACCCAAAGAGAUGACUUUCAAGUUACUGCCCAGAAUGGCAGAAAGCACCAAGUAUACCAACCAAGAGUGACAGAAAGUACCAAGUAUAUCGGCGUAAAUUAGCUGAAAAUACCGUAUAAUGGCGUCGAUUGACUAAAAGUACCGAGUAUACCAACGUAGAUUGACAAAGUACCACAUUUCACUGCUUGAAUUGACUCAAAAUUUCACUGCCCCGAUUCCGUGAUAGUGCCAGGUUUCACUGCCAAAAGUUGGUGGACAGUUCGAAAAGGUGGUAGACGCAGUACUCCAGUGUCAACGGUGAUGUACCCUUCUGUCUUUCUUGAGUGUCCAGUGGUGACUCACACGGUGGUGAGAAAUUUCCCCACGGAGCUCAGUCAUUCAGAGCUCCUAAUGUACCAGUGAGCGCUGGAACUAUGACGUGGAGAUCACGGUUGAGCAUCUGUGUUGCUGAGCUCAGAGUUGGGUUAGUAGUGAUGCCCAGAACACGGUGUCUGCUGGGGUAGUGACAGAUUUGGUAUAUCGGUGAUGCCCAGGAGACAGUGUCUGCUGGGGUAGUGACAGACUUGGUAUAGCAGUGAUGCCCAGAACACGGUGUCUGCUGGGGUAGUGACAGACUUGGUAUAUCGGUGAUGCCCAGGAGACAGUGUCUGCUGGGGUAGUGACAGACUUGGUAUAGCAGUGAUGCCCAGGACACAGUGUCUGCUGGGGUAGUGAGCAGCUCAGACCCGAUAUGAGCACCAACAAAUCCUUCCUCAUCAGAGAUUUACUGGGGGACGUGUUGAGGGGUACUCCUUGCCCCCACCUCACUCAGGACCCCCGACUCGCCCCAACCUCACCCUGUCCACGCCUCGCCGCUGCUGGUAUCCAUGAGGGGAGCAGCAGGUCGCCAAGGGGGGCGGCGUCCCCGCCUCCCUCACCCGAGCACCCACAGGAAAAGAGACUCACCCCUACACCAGAUGGGGAGAUGCCGGAGCCUCGCGCCCACUUACCUUCACCCACGCCCAUGUCUGCACUCUCUACGCUCAUGACUACAACCACAACGCCCACGCCAGCACUCAAUACACCCUCAUCCACACUCAUCACGCCCACACCCACACUUCUCACGCCCACCGCCUCGCUUGUAGCGACCUCGACUCAGGCCAUGGUGAGGGCGCCCACGCCCACCAUCCUGACCACGCCCAGCGUCGCCAAGCCCACGCCCACCAGCCCGCUCACAUUACACGCCUCGCGGUCACCCUCACCGAGCGGAGACGACCCAGGUGACGACCUGGUGGGAGACGAUGACGAUGACGGAGGACCCACUGGCGGUGACGGAGGCUCAGGAGGGAAGAGGGAGGAGGACAAGAAGAAGCCUCGGCGUCGUAGAACAGCCUUCACACACGCCCAGCUGGCCUACCUGGAGAGGAAGUUCAGACUGCAGAAGUACCUGAGUGUGGCUGACAGGUCUGACGUGGCCGAGGCUCUCAAUCUAUCAGAGACACAGGUCAAGACCUGGUACCAGAACCGCAGGACCAAGUGGAAAAGACAGAACCAGAUGCGCUUGGAGCAGCUGCGUCAGUCUGCAGGUGUCGGCGUGGAGAAGGACCUGCUGGGGGCAGGUGGUGGUGGGAGCGUAACUCCCCUGUCGACCCUGGGGGUCGUGGCCCCCACCUGCUGCCCUCCCUACUUCCUGCCCCCCGUCGACCGUUCCUGCUUCAUCACUACUGCUGGUCUCUUCACCCGCCUCCCAUACACCCCUUCCUGUCCCUUGUGA